Messenger RNA from Formica exsecta, 738 nucleotides. RefSeq lists its product as uncharacterized. The record is from RefSeq and is a predicted model, not a curated record. Bases 1 to 738 code for a protein of 245 amino acids. The transcript is spliced from 4 exons. NCBI's taxonomy places the organism in Eukaryota, Metazoa, Arthropoda, Insecta, Hymenoptera, Formicidae.
AUGAAGCAGACCGCUCGCUGGCUGCUAUUGAUCGUCGUCCUCGCGACGCGAUCGGCUUCGGUGCCGAGGAUCGACAGGAACCUUACGACAGAGGGAAAAAUCGUUAGCAGCGGGAUCGAGGAAUUUUCGGUAUCGCGGGAAGACUUGAAGCAGCUGAAGACGUUGCUGAGACAGGCCUCGAAUUCGUCACAAUCUGGAAAUGAAACGGUUACCGCUACAAGACAAGGACCAUGUCAGUGUCUCGGUGGCGUUUGCGGAUGUUGCUCGCGGAUCUUGUACGACAGGUGGAAACAGAAGGCCUGUGUGAACAUCACGUACGAUCCCGAUGAGUUUAGCUUCACCGCACACAUCUUGAUGAAUGAUAGAAUCCUUUAUACGAGGACUGUCUCUGGAAAGAAUCCUAGACCGAUGUGCGUUCCUUUUCCAAGGAUACCGUUCAUAAGAGCAUGCGUCAGAUUUUAUAAUAUAUAUUUCCAAGGCAGAAAUCUUCAUCUGUGUGUCAAUAUGGAGGGAAAAUUCGAGGAUACGACAGUGUUUAAGGUGAGUUUAGAUUGCCUUAGAUUCGGUGCAAACGGACUAGCUCUUUUAAAACCAGAAGAUGGAGGCGGUUUGGGUCAAGUAGAAGUUUUUCCCGAUGACGUUAAUGAUGAUGAAGACGAUUACGACGAUGAAAAUGAGGAAGAUGAUGAAAAUGAUGAUGAAAAUGAUGAUGAUGAUGAUGAUUAUAUAUAUUCAUAG